Molecule: messenger RNA, 2896 nt
Organism: Zeugodacus cucurbitae (melon fly)
Lineage: Eukaryota; Metazoa; Arthropoda; Insecta; Diptera; Tephritidae
Product: peritrophin-44
Exons: 2
Coding region: 154-1179 (341 amino acids)
Cellular component (GO): extracellular region
Molecular function (GO): chitin binding
Source: RefSeq, a predicted model, not a curated record
AAAUAACGUAUUUCAGUGGAAUGCUUUGAUUUGAAUUAAGUAGUAGCAAAUAAAUCAAUUAUAACAAACAGGUGUUUUUCAAUACGCUAUAAAAGCAAGAUGUUUAGCUACGUGGAGUCAGUUUACAUUCGAAAUUAAGUGAUAUUGCAAAGAAUGGAAGGGCUUCGACGGAUGAUUUUGGUAACUCUUCUAUUUGGAAUAUUUAAUGUUGUUCAUUGCGCAGAAGUCUUGAGCCCCGAAAAUGACAUUUGCAGACUUUUUAAAGAUGGCGUCAUAUUGCGUAAACCAGGAUUUUGUAAUAUGGGCGUAAAGUGUCAAGGAUUUAAGAGCACUGAAUUUAAAGAUUGCAAGCAACAGUUUUAUAACCGAAAUUCUGGAAAAUGUGAAAAAAGUUCUGCCGACAAAUACUGUAAGUCACCAUGUUCUGCUGAAUCACAGGGGUUUAUCAAGGACGGCAAAAACUGUCAAGGCUGGUAUAAAUGCGAAAAAACUAAGACGAUUAGCUUUGGUGUCUGUGUGGCCAAUCUGGUGUUUAAUACUGAUGACAUCAAGUGCGAUUAUCCCGAGAAUUUUGUUUGUGAAGAAAACACAUUCGACUUUUGUGAUGUAGUGCCUGAUGGAACGCCAUUUUUAGACGAGACUAACUGCGGUACCUACAACGAAUGUGUGAAAGGCAAACUUGUUGUAAAAGAUUGCGAUACUGGCAAAUUCUUUGAUGUUAAAACGGGAACUUGUAUUCCAAAGCGUGAUGUUAAGUGUGAAAAAUAUCCUUAUCCUAAAGAUGUGUGCGGUAAUCAAAAACUUGCGAUAAGAAAUCGCUUUGUCAGUGAUAACGCCUCCUGUCGUGGUUAUUUUUUCUGUAAAGAUCAAGGUAUUGGCCAACCAGAUAAAUCACCGCGUUGGGGGCAGUGCCCGGUAGCAACAUUUUUCGAUCCGAAAGAAGAGGCCUGUUUGCCUCGGACAUAUGUGCGAUGCACCGAAGAUCGGUGCGACGGUCGAAAAGAUGGUUAUGAGUUAAGUUCCAAAUCUGGCUGUCAGCAUUACCUUAAAUGUAAAGACAACCGUACCGUAGAAGAGCUUUAUUGUGGAAAUAAUAAUUGGUUCAAUGCAGAAAAAAAUAUAUGCAUCACAACUGCUACAUCGUAUCCAGUUUGUGCUAAAUUCUAUACUCUCGCAUAAACGACUAGACUUAAUGCGUUAAAUGUAUAUACAUUUCCAAUUUCUCUGCUAGCUAUCUUUGGGCGCUGCUCUCUUGUCAAAAAUAUUACAUAUCAAUGACCAACUUUUGUUUUACACAUUUUAGUUCAUUCACUCUGGUAAAAAUGGUUCAAAACAAUUUAUUGUUAAAAAGGACAAUACAAAUACAUUUUAACGGAUAUUAACUUGAAAUUAAUUAUAAUUGUUUUAAUGAAACUUAAGGUAUGAAUGCUGCUUGAAACUAGUAUAACACUAUUGCGCAUGCGUAAGAGGACAUGUUAGUGCAGGGUUGUUGCUUGAAUAUCUGUGUAGUUUGUUCCUUCAAGUGUGGAAUAAUAGAAAAUAUUUCUUGUUUUAAUAAUAUUUUCCUUAAUUCAAAACUGAUCUACUGUUCUAGUAUGACCAUGAAAUUGAUUUGGCGAACAGAUUGAGUUAAAUUAAAAUUACAAUUGUAAAACGGUUGAUAUCAAUACUAUCAUUAAUAAACAUAUACAUAAAUAUUAUUAUUAGCAAUUAAUAUAAAAAACUCGAAUAGAUCUGAAGAUUAUUUAGCGAGAAAAUUUCCUCAACAGUUCCACAGUUUUAUUAUUUCAUAUAUGUAUGUCUAUUUUUAGGCGCUAAAGAAAAGUUUGUGUGGUAAAUGUUUAAUAUUUUGUGUGUAUGAACAUAAUACUUUAGUAUUUAUACUACAUGCUAUUUAUAUUAUCUGGUAUAAUACUUGAAGCUGGGUUAACCAUUUGUAUGAAAUAUAUCUAAGGCGGGCAAUUGAUAGAGCUUAGAUAAGAGAAAAGUAUAUAGCUCUAUAAAAAGGCUAAUCGAUUUACAUAUACUACUUAUAGGAUCCCAGCCGUUAGGUGUACUGCCUUGAUUGACGACACUUAAUGGUGCUCCAAUAGUAGUGUUCAACCAGCCUUUAUAGUUAUCAAGUUGAUCGGCAUCAGUAUCAGUCUCGCCAAAAUGUUAGAACUAGUUGUUCUAACUAACAUAACUACUAAAGUUAGACGGCAAUUAUGUACAGAUAUCCAUUUGUCUUUCAAAGCAAUCUACCUAGGACACGAUCUCAAUUGAAAGACAACGAAAAACUAAUAUUGAGUAUAUAUUGCAUACUAUACUUGCAAGAGAAUUAUCAACAGAAUUUCCUGUAUAAACUGAAUAAUAUUAACACAUUGAGCAUGGCAUGGAUUUGUUUAAAAGAGGCAGUGUUGGAACAGCUUUUAAGAUGAUAGGGAGGACAAUGACUAUGUCGUUCUUAUACAAAUUUUAUACCUGGUAAAGGAAAAUUAGUAUAAUGAAACACAAAAAAAUAUAUAUUGAAUUGAAAAUGAUAUAAUUGUAAUUAUUUAUAUACUUAUUGAAAAUAAAUACACAAUGUAUUUAUAUAUGCAUGUAUAUAAAUAUUUUGAAAAUACCAGAUAAAAACCCUUUUGAAGUAUGUGACGAUACAUAUAUAAUUUUUAGUAUACAUUUUUAGUAUAGUGACUACACAUUUUCUUUGGAGUUUUUUGUAUUGGUUUGUUCUCCUUUGGUUCCUCACUCACUCACUCUCCAGUGUUUGCUCCUUCUCCGGGUUGUUGUGGAGGAGUCUCGUUUCCUCCAUUUCCGGGUUGUUGUGGAGGAGUCUCGUUUCCUCCAUCUCCGGGUUGUUGUGGGGGAGUCUCGUUUCCUCCAUCUCCGGGUUGUUGUGGGGGUGUCUCGUUUC